This is a messenger RNA of Botrytis porri, 930 nucleotides long. RefSeq lists its product as uncharacterized. The transcript has a single exon. The record is from RefSeq and is a predicted model, not a curated record. Gene Ontology annotation, cellular component: membrane. Gene Ontology annotation, biological process: transmembrane transport. Gene Ontology annotation, molecular function: transmembrane transporter activity. The coding region runs from base 1 to 930 and encodes 309 amino acids. NCBI's taxonomy places the organism in Eukaryota, Fungi, Ascomycota, Leotiomycetes, Helotiales, Sclerotiniaceae.
AUGUUCAGUGGUUAUCUCCAAGCAGCAGCUUAUGAUAAUUUGAGUGGACAUCUGGGUCAUGCUGGAUGGCAAUGGCUGUUCAUCAUAUGUGGUACCAUCAGUCUUCCCGUGGGCGUCAUUGGAUAUUUUUUCAAUCCCGAUUUCCCCGAAACCACUCGAGCUUUCUAUCUCACAGAGGCCGAAAUCACAUUAGCCAAAGAACGACUCGUUCGUGAUGGUUACAAUACACUAGGAUCGUCAGCUUGGGACAAGAAAAAGCUGUUUCGAAUGAUGGCACAAUGGCAAUGUUGGGUCUUACCGUUCGGUUAUUUCUUCAUCCAAGCGAGUCUUCCAUCCCAACAACCGGCAUUUGCAUUAUGGUUGAAGGCAAAAGGAAAUUCGGUCUAUGAUAGGGACGUUCUUCCAACAGCCCAAGCUGGUAUCGGUGUGAUCGUUCAAGUUGUAGCCGCGAUGAUAUCAGAUUCUAACCUCUUACACGGAAAACGUUGGCCUCCAAUAAUCGUCAUGCAACUCGGAACAUUUUUCAGCGCAGUCGUGCUAGCCAUCUGGACUAUACCUAUCAAACUAAAAUAUGUUGCAUUCUAUCUUGCAUAUUUCUCAGCUGGUGUGCCAGGAAUUUGGUUUUCUUGGUAUCCAGAUCUUAUGUCUCAUGAUCAUGAGAUGAGGGGAUUUCUGAUCGCAACAAGUAACAUGUUUGGAUAUAUUAUGCAGAUAUGGUACUCGGAUGCGGUAUGGAGAACUGAAGAGGCGCCUGAGUUUCGUCCGGGUUGGAUUGCUGCAGCCACUUUUGGAGCAGCGACUGCUUUGACAACGUUCUUGUCGAGAUUUCUUGGGAGGAGAGAUGAGAGGAAAGGGAUAGGAGCUUUUGGUGCUAGGCCGAACGACCUGGAGAAUUCGAGAGGUGGGGGCUCGAUAGAAACUUCGCAAUGA